Colletes gigas is the source of this 1252-nucleotide messenger RNA. RefSeq names its product GDP-fucose protein O-fucosyltransferase 1 (gene O-fut1). Gene Ontology annotation, biological process: protein O-linked glycosylation via fucose; Notch signaling pathway. Gene Ontology annotation, molecular function: peptide-O-fucosyltransferase activity. Bases 98 to 1252 code for a protein of 384 amino acids. The transcript has 6 exons. The record is from RefSeq and is a predicted model, not a curated record. Lineage: Eukaryota; Metazoa; Arthropoda; Insecta; Hymenoptera; Colletidae.
GUUUAUAGGUUGACGCGGUGUCAUAUUCUAUACUUAAAACGUACAAUGCGAUAAAUUAUUUACAUUGCGCAAAUUCGAUUGAGAAAAUUUGAUCGCAAUGUUCAGUAUUAUUUUUUUAAUUUUGUUACUGACCAAGUUUUAUAGCUCAUAUUGCGAACAUUUUAAUAUUGAUACAAACGGUUAUAUUGUUUACUGUCCAUGUAUGGGAAGAUUUGGAAAUCAAGCAGAUCACUUUUUGGGUGCUUUAGGAUUCGCAAAAGCAAUAAACCGUACUUUGGUUCUACCACCAUGGGUCGAAUAUAGAACUGGGGAAACUAGAUCUAUACAAGUUCCUUUUGAUAAAUAUUUUAAUGUCUCACAAGUACAAAGUUGCCAUAAAGCAAUAUUAAUGGAAGAUUUCAUGAAUGGUAUUGCAGAGAGAAUAUGGCAACCUAAGGAAAGAGUAUCUUUCUGUUAUUCCGCGCGUGGCAAAAAAGAUUCAUGCAAUGCUAAAGAGGGGAAUCCAUUCGGUCCAUUCUGGGACACGUAUAACAUAGAUUUUGUAAAAUCAGAAUUUUAUGGCCCUCUUCAUUACGAUGUAUAUCAUACAGACAUGGCAAUACAAUGGCGAAAACGAUACCCUGCAGUAAGUUGGCCGGUAUUAGCGUUUACAGGUGCACCUGCUAGUUUUCCUGUUCAGUUAGAAAAUAAAAAAUUACACAAAUGUCUCGAAUGGAACACACUGAUGCUUGAUAAAGCAAAAGCAUUUAUAAAACAGAAAUUGUCAAAGGGAGCUUUUGUAGGAAUUCAUUUGCGUAAUGGAAUUGAUUGGGUUCGUGCUUGUGAAUUUAUAUCAAGUACACCAAACCUUUUUGCUGCUCCCCAGUGUCUUGGUUAUCGAAAUGAACGUGGUAAAGCAACUUCUGCUAUGUGUUUGCCAUCGUUCGAUUUAAUAGUACGCCAUCUCAAACGCGUUAUACGUAAUGGCAAUGAUAUCAGAUCGGUAUUUGUAGCAUCUGACAAUAAUUACAUGACAGAAGAACUUACUAAAGCUCUAGCGCGUAUGGAAGUGUCGGUUUUUGAGCAAGAUUCGCCCGCAUCGCCCCAUUUAGAUUUAGCUAUUCUUGGAAGAGCAAAUUAUUUUAUAGGAAAUUGUAUUUCGUCUUUUUCAGCUUUUGUUGCUAGAGAAAGAGAGAUUAAAGGAUAUCCUACAUUCUUUUGGGGCUUCCCCACAGAAAGGUCUUCAUUUUCUGUUACACACGAAGAAUUGUAA